GUUGCUACGAUGGUUCGAUCAGAUUGUUUGAAAGACGUUUCUUCAGCUUUGAAUUUCAAACUACCAAAGACCAGCCGACCAGCGCAGCAGGGCAUGGACGGAGGCGCCCACCUUUUGCUUGGGAUCUACGUCUACCUAACCAGUAACCACCACCAGCCCACCACUAUCACCAAAUGCUCACUCUCUUUCUUCGAUCUCAGCUAACUAACCUGCGCCACGUGAUCACCUCUUCCUCUCGCCAGAGCUUUUGAGAGGUAGCUGACUCUUUUUAUUCUUUUUUCCUUCCAACUCUGGGUUCUCGUUUCCCCUCGUCAUUUUUUGUCAAUAUAAUUCCUCUCCCAUUCUUCCGAGAUUCCUGCAUUUCUCUCUUUAGUUCUUGGUCGGAACAUACGAGGCGACAACCAUCUUCGAUUUCAGGUCUCUUUAAGUGCCUUUGCACAUCAUGGCUACGGGACAGCUAUUCUCCCGAACUACCCAAGCAUUGUUCUACAACUACAAGCAACUUCCCAUCCAACGAAUGCUUGAUUUUGACUUUCUUUGCGGACGGGAAACACCUUCUGUUGCUGGGAUUAUUAACCCGGGGUCCGAAGGAUUCCAGAAACUCUUUUUUGGUCAAGAGGAAAUUGCCAUAUCUGUACAUUCAACUGUUGAAGCAGCUUGUGCCGCACAUCCAACUGCUGAUGUAUUUAUCAAUUAUGCAUCUUUUAGAAGUGCUGCUACUUCCUCCAUGGCUGCUUUGAAACAGCCAACCAUUAGAGUUGUCGCUAUAAUAGCUGAAGGUGUUCCAGAGGCAGAUACCAAGCAGUUGAUUGCAUAUGCAAGGGCAAAUAAUAAGGUUGUUAUUGGUCCGGCCACCGUAGGAGGUAUUCAAGCUGGGGCCUUUAAGAUUGGAGACACUGCUGGAACUAUUGACAAUAUAAUUCAGAGCAAGCUUUACCGUCCUGGAUCUGUUGGAUUUGUGUCAAAAUCGGGUGGCAUGUCUAAUGAAAUGUACAACACAAUUGCACGUGUAACAGAUGGAAUAUAUGAAGGUAUUGCAAUCGGAGGAGAUGUGUUCCCAGGCUCAACCCUCUCGGAUCAUGUCCUACGGUUUAACAACAUCCCACAGGUCAAAAUGAUGGUUGUACUAGGGGAACUUGGUGGGCGUGAUGAGUACUCCCUGGUUGACGCCUUAAAACAGGGGAAGGUCAACAAACCAGUGGUCGCCUGGGUUAGUGGGACCUGUGCAAGGCUCUUCAAGUCAGAAGUGCAAUUUGGUCAUGCUGGUGCCAAAAGUGGAGGUGAGAUGGAGUCAGCACAAGCAAAAAAUGAAGCAUUAGGGGAAGCAGGAGCUGUUGUCCCCACUUCGUAUGAAGCAUUUGAGGCUGUGAUUAAAGAGACAUUUGAGAAACUUGCUGAAGAGGGGAAGAUUGCACCAGUGAAAGAAGUUAAACCCCCUCAGAUUCCUGAAGAUCUCAACACUGCAAUUAAAAGUGGGAAAGUUCGGGCUCCUACUCAUAUUAUCUCUACCAUAUCUGAUGACAGAGGUGAGGAGCCAUGUUAUGCUGGUGUGCCAAUGUCUUCCAUUGUUGAACAGGGUUAUGGUGUGGGUGAUGUAAUCUCUCUUUUGUGGUUCAAACGCAGUCUUCCCCGUUACUGCACACAAUUUAUUGAGAUAUGUAUCAUGUUAUGUGCGGAUCAUGGCCCUUGUGUCUCUGGUGCUCACAACACAAUAGUUACAGCUAGGGCUGGAAAGGAUUUAGUUUCCAGUCUUGUCUCCGGGUUGCUGACCAUUGGUCCUCGAUUUGGUGGUGCCAUUGAUGAUGCUGCUCGAUACUUCAAGGAUGCUUAUGACAGGGGUCUUUCACCUUAUGAGUUUGUGGAAGGCAUGAAAAAGAAGGGCAUUCGUGUACCGGGAAUUGGACACAGAAUCAAGAGGGGAGACAACAGAGACCAAAGAGUAGAGCUACUGCAAAAGUUUGCACGCUCACAUUUUCCUGCUGUAAAGUACAUGGAAUAUGCUGUUCAAGUAGAAACCUACACCCUGUCAAAGGCAAAUAACCUGGUUCUGAAUGUCGAUGGUGCGAUUGGAUCCCUUUUCUUGGAUCUUCUUGCUGGCAGUGGAAUGUUCACCAAGCAGGAGAUUGAUGAAAUCAUUGAAAUUGGAUAUCUGAAUGGACUUUUUGUGUUGGCACGCUCUAUUGGUCUCAUUGGGCAUACCUUUGACCAGAAGAGAUUGAAGCAACCUCUCUACCGUCACCCAUGGGAGGAUGUUCUCUACACCAAGUGAUCAGUUUUCUGAUGGCAAAGCUAAGGCAUCAGAGCGUUCAACAAAUCUUCUUUUUUCAGUUUUGUCUUCUGCAAUAUUUCUUUGGGUGAUUGUCGAAAGCUGGAGGCUUUAGACGGGUGUGCACACCCAUCGUUUAUUAGGUCUAUAAAUUCUAAAUGUUAUUGAUGUAUUUCGGUUCCUCGUAGAAUGAUAGAAUUAGGGGUUUUCUGUGGAGCUGUCAAUUAAAGGGAGGAGUAUAAUAAUUGGGGAUAAGGAGACUGAAAAAGAAAGGAAAGAAGAGGAAAGCCAAAAAGCUCAAGCUCUUGUGAAGAAAAUUCUUUCCUUUUUUCCGGCAAGCUGAGUGAAUUGGUUGAUCAACUUUUGUAAAACAUUGAGAAGGUUGAAGGCAACGUCAACAAUGGUUUAUGAUCUACACAGGUGACAGGACAACCCUUGCAGCACUUCAGGUGAUGCCUGUUGUAGUUAUAUUCGAGAUCAGUGGCAGAAGGAUGUGCUAUUCUGAACUUGAACUGCUACACUUCCCUGAUUAUAAUUGCGUUGUGGUUAUUGCCAACUGAUUACAAAAGCUCAUUAAUUUUUCAGGCCAUUUGGAAGGAGAGAUGGGUAUAAAUUUCCAUGAAGAUAAGUUGGUUAUAACCUGUUUAGACCAAUACAUUAUGGCGAAAGGGUUAUUAAUCUAUGAAGCUAGUUGUUCCAUGUGGAAGGAUGAUGUUGUAAUUUUAAGCAUUAGAUAUCUAUGAAAUGAUCUAGAUUACUAAUGUUCCAAA
Molecule: messenger RNA, 3036 nt
Organism: Macadamia integrifolia
Lineage: Eukaryota; Viridiplantae; Streptophyta; Magnoliopsida; Proteales; Proteaceae
Product: ATP-citrate synthase beta chain protein 2-like
Exons: 17
Coding region: 443-2269 (608 amino acids)
Biological process (GO): acetyl-CoA biosynthetic process; tricarboxylic acid cycle; fatty acid biosynthetic process
Cellular component (GO): cytosol
Molecular function (GO): ATP citrate synthase activity
Source: RefSeq, a predicted model, not a curated record